AUGAAAGGCUCUGGGCUUCCCCUCUGCCUUAUUUCUGCUGUCUUUUAUCUCUUCUGGACACCUUCUGCCAGGCUGAAGACACUCCAUUUGGGAAGCUGUAUGAUCACCUCAAGUCUUCAGGCAAUUCAAAGUGGAUUUUCGGAGAUACAGGACAGACAACCCAAAGAUGAAAUCAUUGACCUCAGAAUCUUGAGGAAGACUCAGCCUUUGCAAGACACAAAGCCUGCAGGUCAGUGCUGCCUCCUCCACCAUGUACUGAGACUCUACCUGGACAGGGUAUUCAAAAACUAUCAGACCCCUGACCACCGUAUCCUCCAGAAGAUCAGCGGUCUCGCCAACUCUUUUCUUACCAUCAAGAAGGACCUCUGGCUCUGUCAUGUCCAUAUGGCAUGCCCUUGUGGGGAGGAAGCAAUGGAGAAAUACAGCCAGCUUAUGAGCCACUUCAAAGAGCUUCAGCCUCCGGCAGCAGUGGUGAAGGCUUUGGGGGAGCUAGACAUUCUCCUGAGCUGGAUGGAAGAGAUGGACUAGGAAGAAAGUGAUGCUGCUGAGAGUAUUCUGGGCCAAGACUCCCAGCCCUCAGUACCCGGAAGGCA
Messenger RNA from Physeter macrocephalus (sperm whale), 593 nucleotides. RefSeq names its product interleukin 20 (gene IL20). Bases 1 to 528 code for a protein of 175 amino acids. Gene Ontology annotation, molecular function: signaling receptor binding. Lineage: Eukaryota; Metazoa; Chordata; Mammalia; Artiodactyla; Physeteridae. The transcript is spliced from 5 exons. The record is from RefSeq and is a predicted model, not a curated record.